GAACAGGAGUAGAUUUCACCCACAACCUCUACAAUAGUACAUUAUUAUUGUGGGAACACUCUGUUUACACACACACACACACACACCACACAGAUGCAUGCAGAUAGAGUCAACUUAAUGUAAACACAUUUUCACAGACGCGAGGGAGGGAGCUAGAGAGAGAAAGGAAAGGAAGAGAGACCAGCAGCCCCCAGCCUCCUCUCUGCUCCUGCUAUAGUUGGGUGCAAGGCAGCACUGACAGAGCUUGCUUGUCGUCUCCGAGACAGGAAAGAGGGAGAGUGGCGUAAGCUGCACAUGCAUUGCAGUCAGUCCGCUGGUUUGAGUCCAGUUUAAGCUACUUACUCCACCCAGCACAGUUCAUAUCUCAGUCGCUGGGAGCUUCCGCCAAAACAGGUCUCCCUGUGUCCUCUAAAGCAGCGCAUGCAGCAGAGCAUGUUGUGACAGCCAUGUCUCUGGAGAUGGAGAAGACCAUCACCAAGCUGAUGUAUGACUUCCAGAGGAACUCUACAUCUGAUGAUGACUCUGGAUGUGCUCUGGAGGAAUAUGCCUGGGUUCCCCCCGGCCUGAGUCCAGAGCAGGUGCAUCAGUAUUACAACUCCUUACCUGAAGAGAAGGUCCCAUACAUGAACAGCGCUGGUGAGAAAUAUCGAAUCAAACAACUGCUUCAUCAGCUGCCACCACAUGACAAUGAGGUGCGUUAUUGUAACUCCUUGGAUGAGGAGGAGAAAAGAGAGCUGAAGUUGUUCAGCAACCAACGCAAGAAAGACAACUUGGGCAGAGGCAACGUCCGUCCUUUCCCACUGACCGUCAAUGGGGCCGUCUGUGAUAAGUGUGGCGGCCAGAUAAACGGAGGGGACAUUGUGGUGUUUGCGGCCAAGGCGGUUCAUGGAAAAUGGUGGCACCCAAAUUGCUUUGUGUGCUGCAUGUGCGAGGAAAUGUUGGUGGAUCUGAUUUACUUCUACCAGGAUGGCAAGCUCUACUGUGGCCGGCACCAUGCAGAGAGACUGAAACCCCGCUGCUGUGCAUGUGAUGAGAUCAUCUUUGCUGAUGAGUGCACGGAGGCGGAGGGCAGACACUGGCACAUGAAGCACUUCUGUUGCUACGAGUGCGAGACCACCCUCGGUGGCCAGCGCUACAUCAUGAAGGACGGACGUCCACAUUGUUGCAACUGCUUUGAGUCCCUUUAUGCAGAGUACUGUGAUGCAUGCGGAGAACAUAUAGGUAUCGACCAAGGUCAGAUGACGUAUGAUGGACAGCACUGGCACGCAACUGAAGAAUGUUUUUGUUGUGCCCAUUGCAAACGUUCUCUGCUUGGCCGUCCCUUCCUACCAAAGCAGGGACAGAUCUUCUGCUCACGCUCCUGCAGCGCUGGACAGGAUCCAGAUGAGUCAGAUUCCUCAGACUCAGCUUUCCAGAGUGCCCGCUCCCGUGAGUCCCGCCACAGCACUAAGAUUGGUAAAAAGGAGCGCAGGAGCACCGAGCAGGAACGAAAGAGUGCAGAAGCCCGCCAGUCCACUGCUCCCCCCAAGCCUGACCGUCUGUCGGCUGAAAUUGAUCCCCUGUCAGUUCAGAUGGACCGUUUAAGCGUAUCAGCCAGCCAGACCCCAAGCAGGACACCGAACCGCACCCCCAGCCGUACUCCCAGUCGCACACCAAGUCGCGCUCCAAGUCUAAACCAGGUGUGGAUGAGUCGAGAUGACCCUUACGUCCCUGCUGCUUUUGAGGGCCCCCAGCGGGAAUCCUCUCCCACCCCUCCAUCCAUUCAUCUUUUGGGUCAGUGUAAUGCCAGACAGAGCUACAAUCCCAACGGAAAUGUUCAUCCUUCAGCCCAAAGUCCUGCCAACCCAGGAAAGAGGCCUGAUUCGUGGGGAAAAGAACAAGGCAAUGUUAAGAGGACACCGAUGGCUGCCCUAAGGGGUCACUCCUUCAACGAAAACUGGAUGCACCAUAGCCAGGAUGAGUUCAGGCCCAACAAGUUACGUACCCAGAUGAGCUUCAAUGAGAUGUCAAGUAAGAACCAAGGAUUCUCUGACAAGAGGAGCAUUAGUAUGCAUGGAUUUCAGAGAGACAGGAGGCCUCCUCUCACCAGGAGAAACCCCAUCAAUGCCAUGAGCUUCAACGAGCCGCUGACUCCACUAGAGCAGACACCUCGUGGCUCUAUGGACUCUCUCACCGUGUCAAAUGCUAUGGCAGGCAAUUCCCUGGAUGGGGUCAGCAAGCGUCAGGAGCAUUUGUCCAGGUUCUCCAUGCCUGACUUGAGCAAGGAUUCAGGUGUAAAUGUGUCUGAAAAGAGCAACAUGGGAACACUCAGUUCUUCAGUCCAGUUCCAUAGCACAGAGUCUCUGUCCUCUUCUCGUCCCUUUAACAACAACAUGUACACCCCACACAGAGUGGGCUAUCCACUGCAGUACUGGGAUGGCCCGCAGCCACUGAGCUUUGAUGGCAAAGCUCGUGCUGGUGUGAUGGGCAGCAGUGGGAACUUGCGGAUGGCUCCCAUGAGUGAUAGAAUGCCCCGUCGGCAGGAACUUGUUUCCCAGAAACAACAGCCUCAACCGAGACAUCGCAAACACCAUCGUGGAAAUGGGCAACAUCGCAGCACCCGCCACCACAAACGCUCCCGUCGUUCUCGCUCCGAUAACGCCCUGCAUCUGGUUGCUGACCGCCCUACCCAAAUGGUGGAGCUGCCGUUCCAUCGUGUCCAAGAGGAUUACGAUCGCUUCCCCUCUGGUCAAGCUGCCAGGGAGUUGUUUGGUCAGGAUCCAGGCGGACACCGACAGCAACCCCACCGGCCUUGUCCUCGCACCACAUCUGAUCUCACCCUACAAAAUGCUGGCUGGCAGCCUGCUGGGGUGGGUGGGCCAUGUUGGGGUGAUGGGUACAUGGAAGCGGCCGACCCAUGGUGCUCCAGCUGUUCCUCUUCUUCUGAGUCGGAGGAAAAUGAGGGUUACUUCAUGGGUGAACCUAUCCCUCGACCUGUGCAGCUGUGCUACAUCAACAACGAGGAGCUACGUCAUCGCUACAGCCCCUCAGGAAUGGCUGGACAUCCUGGACCUCUGCACAGACCCAUUCAUGGCCAGCUGCACGCUCGCCAGAGGAGGAAGAGCAAGAACUGCAUAAUUUCAUAAAUAUAGAAAUAAAUAAUGGUGGGGGUGGGUAGGAGAGUGAAGGAGAGCCAGGUAAGGAGAUAACAUAAGCAUAAGAGAGGAGAAGCAAAGAGAGUGGGCAGUAGAGUGUGUGAUAGUGUCAGAUAAUAGUGUGUGUUGGGGUGGACCAAAAGAGACAUUGGGCCUAUUUUUCAUGCUGUGAGGUUACACUACUCGGGUUGUGUUUGUGUACACCUACACACAAUGAUCUGACUACAUGAGGAAGAAGCUGGGUUGUCUUACACAAUAGAAAACAAAAGCAAUGUUUACAAAGAUGGACACCAACCUGCUGAUGGUACACAGAAAAGCACUGCUGAAAGUGACACAACUAAAAAUUCAUGUGGUCGAGGUAAAUACCAAGAUGUUAGUGCAUGUCCGUGUGUGUGUCCAUGUUCCAGGGAUAUUGAACGAUUCCGUCCAAAAAGGAGCUCCAGUGGUGUCAGAGGCCUACGGCUUUGACAUCACACGUAUCAGUGCGGACAGUCCGGAAGUUGUCGGGAUAGAGAAAGCUACGUGCUAGAUUCCAAGCUGUAUCGCUGUUUUACCUCAGUGGAAUCCAAAUGCUGCUGGAAUAUAGUGUUGGCUUGCUAGCCCUGUUGGCACCUUGUACAAAUAGUCUGUUGAACCUUGUGCUUUACAUAGCCAACUUCUCAUGCUUUACCAAGGACAGAGAGUAGGAGCCUCUGCUCCUUGACCAUUCAGGCACAGUAAUGUUAGGUAUAGUCCCGUUUUCUCUUCUGCAACAUGCUUUGUUUUUUGAUGACAUCUUAAUAGACACAUAUGAGUAUAAUCCUAUCAAUAGAGAAUUAAUAACGCAAUAAUGCAAAUAAUAAUCAUAUUGAAAUAUAAAGAUAAUAUCUAUUAAAAGUAUAUAUAGUAAUACACAUAUUAAAGCAAUGGAUUUAGUAGUAUGCAAAUGUCAUGUACAUAUGGUCUUAAAUAUCUAUAUAUUUUGUAACUAAAGAAUCAUUAUUUGUAAAAUACAUGUAGAGAUAGGGAUUCUUGCAUGUCAUUUGUUGUUGUCACAUAAUUAAAAAAUAAAAUGUACUUAUAUGAACAACCAGUAACUGAAUGUGUGUUAGUCAUGACUCACCUCGGACCAUCAAUGAAAAUCAAUAAGGUUCUCUGACAUAUAUCAAUGUGAAAUGUGUAUUGAUUUGACCUUUGGCUAAAUCAUCUUGUCAUCAGUUACAAUCAAAAGUGAUCUUGCUGCUUUAAUUUCGAGAAGUAAUCAUUAAAAUGUGUAACUUUUCCCUCUCUUUUUAAGUAGGUCAUUUGUUAAAGGCCUACUGAAAUGAAAUUUUUUUAUUUAAAUGGGAAUAGCAGAUCCAUUCUAUGUGUCAUACUUGAUCAUUUCGCGAUAUUGCCAUAUUUUUGCUGAAAGGAUUUAGUAGAGAAAAUCGACGAUAAAGUUCGCAACUUUUGCUCGCUGAUAAAAAAAGCCUUGCCGUACCGGAAGUAGCGUGACGUCACAAGCGGUAGUGCUGCUCACAAUUCCCCGUUGUUUACAAUGGAGCGAGAGAGAUUCGGACCGAGAAAGUGACGAUUACCCCAUUAAUUUGAGCGAGGAUGAAAGAUUCGUAGAUGAGGAACAUUACAGUGAAGGACUUGAGAGGCAGUGAUGGACGUAUCUUUUUUCGCUCCGACCGUAACUUAGGUACAAGCAGGCUCAUUGGAUUCCACACUCUCUCCUUUUUCUAUUGUGUAUCACAGAUUUGUAUUUUAAACCACCUCAGAUACUAUAUCCUCUUGAAAAUGAGAGUCGAAAACGCGAAAUGGUCAGUCACAGUGACUGAACAUGUAAAUACACGAUUAAUAAUAUUCCGCUUGGCGAAGCUAAAAAAACAGAAGCUAACCUAGCUGCGUAGCCAACGCGAUAGCGUCAGUCUCAAAUGCAGAUAGAAACUAAAUUAAAAAAAACCCUGACUGGAUGGAUAGACAGAAGAUCAAUAAUACUAUUAAACCAUGAACAUGUAAAUACACGAUUAAUAAUAUUCCGCUUGGCGAAGCUAAAAAAACAGAAGCUAACCUAGCUGCGUAGCCAACGCGAUAGCAUAGCAGUCUCAAAUGCAGAUAAAAACUAAAUUUAAAAAAAACCUGACUGGAUGGAUAGACAGAAGAUAAAUAAUACUAUUAAACCAUGAACAUGUAAAUACACGAUUAAUAAUAUUCCGCUUGGCGAAGGUAAAAAAACAGAAGCUAACCUAGCUGCGUAGCUAACUUAGAUGCGGCGGCGGGCGUUGUACGCUUUUGACGACACCCCGGCCGCCAUCAGAGUCGGCAAGAAACAUAUAUUUCCCCAAAGUUACGUACGUCACAUGCACAUAUCGACACGCACGUACGGGCAAGCGAUCAAAUGUUUGGAAGUCAAAGCUAGACUCACCGUAGUGCGUCUGUUAUCCUGCUCAAAACACAACACAACCUCCUGGUGUUGGUGUUGCUGUAGUCCGCCGCUCCACUGAUCGCACCUACAACUUUCUUAUUUGCAGUCUCCAUUGUCCAUUAAACAAAUUGCUCAAUCGCUUUAUUAACAAGCGGUAACUGGUUGUAGUUCAAAAAGUAACGCACACACAUACACGAGCUGCUGUUAGCCAAAAGUCACGCUCACACACACUCAAGUUCUCCGCCAACUCACUCGCGCAUGCACGUUCCCCAAACCCUUAAAGACACAGUACACUAAUGCAAAUAUCACAGAUAUUACAGUAUUGUACUUAGCCGCUAAGACACCGAUCGAUCCCUCCUACAACGUUCUUCUUUGCAGUCUCCAUUGUUCAUUAAACAAAUUGCAAAAGAUUCACCAACACAGAUGUCCAGAAUACUGUGGAAUUUUGUGGAAGAAAACAAGAGGCUUUUCUAUCGAGUCCGAUGGGUUCCAACCACUUCCGUUGCUUUUGUGACGUCACGCGCAUAAAUCAUAUCCAAAGGAGUUUUUCAACCGGAAGUGUGGCGGGAAUUUUAAAAUUGCACUUUAUAAGUUAACCCGGCCGUAUUGGCAUGUGUUGCAAUGUUAAGAUUUCAUCAUUGAUAUAUAAACUAUCAGACUGCGUGGUUGGUAGUAGUGGCUUUCAGUAGGCCUUUAAGUUAUUGUACAAAUGACUGAUGUGCAAAAAACAUUCCCUGCUCAUUUUCACACACAAUGUCAAACAUUUUAACAUUGUAUAGAAGGGUUCUGAUUUUUCUACAUUUCUGACAAUGCAUUGCCGUUGGCCAUAUUAGAAGGCUUCGUU
This is a messenger RNA of Entelurus aequoreus (snake pipefish), 6370 nucleotides long. Its product is annotated as prickle-like protein 2. The record is from RefSeq and is a predicted model, not a curated record. The transcript has 9 exons. Bases 447 to 3125 code for a protein of 892 amino acids. Lineage: Eukaryota; Metazoa; Chordata; Actinopteri; Syngnathiformes; Syngnathidae. Gene Ontology annotation, molecular function: zinc ion binding.